CUGUCAAACAGCUGUCAAAAUCUCGCGGCCCGCGACCAACUUCACCCCGUCUUCGUUUGACACUUCGCGAUCCUCGUCUACGCGCGAUCGAUCUCGACGGGGGAUCUCGAUCGAGAUUCCGCCACUUGCCGGCGUGACGUAUCGCGAGAGGGGGAGAGGGAGGGGGGAGAGAGAGAGAGAGACAGUGAAAACCGUUGGUGGCAGCCGUUAAUGCGCGAGUAAACCUAACCUGACCCAGUCCCGCGCGAUAGCGUCCUUAUUGCAGGUUUUUCUCGUAGGGGACGGGGAAAUCUCCGUUCCCGACUUUAAAGCUCCGUUGCUGCGUGGGGAGCGCGGAGGACAAUUUUGUACGAUAUUAUGCGAGGCCCCGCACUCGGUAAGCUCGGUGUAUGAAUUGAGGUGUCGACUGCGAGAGUCUCCGUUCUCGCCGUCUACCUUGUGUGUGUGUGUGUGUGUGUAUGUGUGCGUGCGAUUGUAUAUGUGUGUGCGAGAGUGUCAUCCAACUCCUGGGGAUUCUCGAGGAGGUCGACGUCCGCGCGAUGCUCAAGUCUAUCUUUUCGUAUCCAGGUCGAGCCGGGUCGUAAACGAAGCUCUGGGAGUCUCUCCCUCUAGUCGCUCUAGAUCUGGGGUGGAGGAGGAGGAUGUUUACAUUUUUAUACCUGUACAAUCGUAUGACCGACUGGGAUGCCGCAGAAUACUCUCUGCUACUGUUUGCGUUAAUCGUCGAACUUUUUGUUGUUUUGUCAGUUUAUAAGGAAGCCUCCGAGAUAAACGCCAGGCAACAGAGUCAGUGAUCGUCAUGGAUCCCGCGACGGUGAUCGCCCUCUGCAAGGAGAACAUUCAGCCACUGAGGUACGGCAGGAAUGCUACGCAGCUGGGAACCGCGUUGAGGGCCCAGGAGGACGCAGAGGCCCAGCAGCUGCUGCUGCAGGAGAAGCAAACGUAUGAGGAUGCGAUCAAGAACUAUGAGGGAGACGAUCCUCUGGAAAAUUGGUACGAGUAUAUCCUCUGGGUGGAGCAGAGUUAUCCGAAAAAUGGCCACGAAUCACAUAUUGGGAGACUUUUGCAGCAGUGUCUGGCAAUAUUUGAGAAGGAGACCAAGUAUUAUCAGGAUCGCAGAUACAUACGUUUGUGGAUUAAUUAUAUAAGUAUGCAGAAGAAUCCAUUAGAGUUAUACCAGUUACUGCAUAACAAUGGCAUCGGCACCAGAGUAGCUGACACGUACAGAGCCUGGGCUUUCGAACUAGAGCAGAUUGAGGAUGAUAAACGAGCGGACGAGGUUUACUUACUGGGACUCUCCGUUCGUGCAGAACCCUACGACGAACUUAGUCACGCUCAUCAAAAUUUCCAAUUUGCUGUAGCGCGCAAGACACUCGGUCGUAUCGAGGAGAGAAACGACGUCUCGCUGUUUGAGCAACGUCAGGCCUUCAGUUCGUUAAGAGCGAUAAGGGCUGGUAAAAGAGUCGGCAGUAUACGAACAGGUCAUCGUGUGCGCGAGUACUAUCCUGGCGUCGUGCCCCAGAUCCCGACUUCCGCCCAGAACGCGAAGCCCAAUUCCAAAAUACAAAUCUAUCAAGAUGACACACCUGCAGAGAUGAAGACUUUCAGCAUAUUGGAUCAUGUGCCUAUAGAGGAUUCGGUGCAUAAAGAGAAUACCAUCAAGCCUGGACCAUGGAAUAGUGGAAGCAAGAGAGGUCCCUUGAUAGCUCCUACUGUGAAAGCAGGUUUCAAAGUUCACGAAGAUCAGAACGAUGAUACCAACAUGGAGAAAAUUAGAUUAUUCCCAAAUCAUGUAACUUUCUGUGACGGUAGUAAAUGUCAUGACAGUUUAAGGGUGCCGGUAUAUGUAGCAGAUCCGAUAGAUCCAAAUAUUGUACAAAAAUCACAUUAUCCCAAAGAGCUAGUCUAUGCUGAUAACAUUGAUCGUAGUAUGGAGGAGAUUAAGGCACAACUUUAUUUCGAAAGGGCACAACUUUUGGAGACCAAUAAACAUGAGAUGUCGAUGGUUUGUUUACGCGAGACCAGCGGCGAGUCUCAGUCUCAGCUGAACAAUUACGAAAAUAUGUAUCAUUUACAAGAGAUCGAGCAGCAGAAGCUGAAUCAGCAGAGAAGAGAGGCCGAGAUCAGGCAGAGACUCCAGGCGGAGCAGCAGGAAUUGCAGAGGCAACGGUACGAAGUGGAGAACCAGGUUUUGGAGACGCAACGCCAAGAGGCCGAGCGAAGAGAGAUGGAGAGGCUGGAGGCGGAGAGACUCGAGGCGCAGAGAAUAGAAGCGGAGAGACUCGAGGCCCAGAGAAUAGAAGCGGAGAGACUCGAGGCGCAGAGAAUAGAAGCGGAGUUGAACACGCAGCGAAAGCUGCAAACGUCGAAUCAGUUCAUGCAUCAGCACCACACCUCGUCCCUGACUGCCGACACCGAGGAGCAUCUCCUCGGGCAGAGUCUCACCGUGAACACGAAGGAGGCCAUCUCGAUGGUGCAGGGCCUGUGGCAGCAAUCCCCGGACACGAGCUUGCGCUUUCGCAGCCACCCCGUGGCACCUAGAAUAGUGGACACGAGAAGUAAAUUGCCGUUCGACAUUCACAUGGACGGCUCGAUGACGCAGCACGCGAUGUCCAACAACAAACCUCACCAUCAGGGAUACAACAUGCAGGUUUAUAACGAUCAAGAGAACCAUCAUCAUAGCUUUCACGCGCAGCAUCAUAAUUACUCGGGUCAGGAGCAACAAACCGGAUACGCAAAUCAUAGUUUGCAAAACAGUUAUCAUUAUCAGAUGCAGCAACAUCAUGAUCACCAGGCGCAACAACAGUCCCAGCACCAUCCUCGACAACAUCAUCCUCAGCAUCAUCAGCAGCAGCAUCAUCAGCAGCAACAUCAUCAGCAACAGCAGCAACAUCAUCAGCAACAGCAGCAUCAUCAUCAGCAACAGCAACAACAUCAUCAGCAACAGCAGCAACAUCAUCAGCCACAUCAGCAGCAGCAUCAUCAGCCGCAGCAUCAUCAUCAGCAGCAGCAUCAGAUGAUUCCAUCGCAUCAGCAAAUGCACAGCGUACAUCAUCAGUCUCUCUCUCAUUCGCAGCACUUGCAGUCGCCUCACGGACAAAUGCCGCAUCAUCCACAGCCGCACAUCCAUCAUCACCAGUCUCCGCACAAUCAGCACAUCUUGCACUCUCAACAGCCGCAGCAGCAUAUGCAUCAACAUAUGCAGCAGCAUAUGCAACAUCCCGUUUACAGCAACAUGUUACCGCCCACUGAUAUUGGUUAUCAACAAUACUCGACGUCGAUGGAGGCUCCGACGAUGCUGCAGCAAAGUAUAGAGCCGCAGAAGCAGUUGCAUUUCUCGCCGUACAGCGAUCCGGAUAUCGAGACGAGCAAACCGUAUAGAAUGCCACCCGAGUUGCCGUACAUCAAGUCGCCCGGGAUGAAUCGCAAGGACAUCAAGUAUCUCGAGAGCGCGGAGAACAAGGAGAACGCCAUAGUUGUGGAUUAUAACGGUCCGCUCGAGGAAAAUAUGGUGCCCAAAUUGGACGAGAACAAUCUUUAUAUCGACGAAAGUCUAGGUAUAGCUCCCCUUUCGACCAUCAACGAGACUUGUUACACGGAGGCCUUCAACACGCACUUGACUAGUUCUACGCCGAUGACCAAUUUUAAGCCAGCCUACAGAAUGAAGGAUGAGCUGCAAUUUCCAAGUCAAAAUACCGUGUCCGAACCACCUGCAGAAGUUCCCCCUGUGGAAGGUGAUGACAAACUGAGUGUAAUAUUGGAGUCCACCCGGGAAUAUGUUUCAAGUAGUUCGAGUAGCACCAAUUAUACUAAAACUACCACUGGAUUGGCUUUUGGAUUAACGAGAGAAGAUAUGACUCCUAUCAAGGAACAAUCUGUGGACACACUUGUAGAGGAAGAAUCAAACGAAGCUCUCCUGUCCACGAAUCAGCCUUACGAGCAAAAGCUGCGCGCACAAAUUCAAGCUGUGCACGCUCAAAGUCCGCGUACGGUGCAACGAAACGUCGAUCAGAUAACGUCCGAGAUACAGAAUAAUUGCGAUUUGAGGAAGUCUAUAAAUUUACAAUUCAACAAUGAAGAAGAGAAGCCGGAGAAAGCCGACACCAUGGAUUGCGAGGAGCACGAACCUAUGGAAGAAAUGGAAGAGGAACUCUUCCAGCUCCCUUCGAGGGACAUAAAUCCAUUUGACAAGAACCUGAUAGCCGGCCUACUGAAGCAAAUUAAAUUUCCACAACCCCAACAUGCAGAGGGAUACUCAAGAAUAGAUAUCAAUCUAAAUAAUAAGCUCGUGCCUUCUACCAUGAUUACGCUUGGCACAGAAGCGUAUGAUUUGGAAAAGUGCCUUGGGAAAGGAAUGUACGGGACAGUCUUUAAAGCAGUCAAUUUGCAGACAGGCGAAACCGUCGCCCUUAAAACACAAAGACCCGCUUGGAUCUGGGAAUUUUAUAUCGUACGAGAGAUAAAAGCGCGUCUCACGAAUCCGCAUAUGCUACGUGGCUUCAUGGAUGUAACAAUGGCGUAUGUGGCCAACAAUGGAAGCGUACUAGUUUCAGAAUACUCCAAAUUUGGGACAUUAUUAUCGGUGACGAAUCAGAUAAAACUCGCCACUGGGAAGCCUCUGGUGGAAACCAUAGCUAUUUUUUUCACAAUCGAGAUGCUUCAAAUCGUGGAGUACUUACAUAAAUGCCAAAUAAUACAUGGGGACAUAAAGCCAGAUAAUUUUUUAUUAAUGCGACCACUGACGCAAGAUGUGAGGCCAACAAUACAGUUGAUAGAUUUCGGAUGCAGUAUAGAUAUGAAACUGUUGCCGGAAAAUACAACAUUCACGCAUGUGAUAAAAACAGAAGACUUUACCUGUAUCGAGAUGCAAACCGGAAGACCGUGGACAUAUCAGACUGAUUUAUAUUGUCUAGCGGCGACCAGUCAUUGCUUACUAUUUGGCAAUUACAUGAAAGUAUCUAACGUAGGCGGUCGUUGGUUUAUUGCCUCCAAAUUACCAAGGUAUGCUAAAAAGGCUGUUUGGGAACCAUUUUUCACGGAGUUAUUAAAUAUCGAAUCUUGCGAGAAAAUGCCCGAUCUGGCAAAAUUGAGAAAUAACAUGGAGGAAACUCUGGCGCGCGGAAUGUCGGAAGCGCAGACGAAAUUUCGAACCUUCGUCAACAUCCUCAACAAACGAUAACGCUUGCUAUAUCUGAUGAUUUGUACCAAUGUGUGCAUAUAUUUAGCGAAGAACCAUAAUGUAAUAAGAGACAUUAAUGUUAUUGUGCUAUUUAUUAUAAAAAGAAGUUAAUACUGCAGUGAUAAAAAAUAUAUAUGUAUCUACACAGUUAUAAUUAUACACGAAAUGCACCUUACGGCCUGCUUCGUGGAGGCUUUACCGAUAUUCGUGUUGCUUGCACAUAAUCAAGAACGUUAUUAAGGACCACUGUUGCGAGGAAAGUUUGACCCUUCACAAAUGUUUCGGAAACUUACGAGGUAUGCGAGGAUUUAUAUGAGGAAAAGAUUUUUUGGACAAAUGUAUCUUGUUAUUUCUAACAUAAUACAGGGUGUCCCAUAGGAAAUUGCUAAGACUAAUUAGCUGUUAUUUUUU
Messenger RNA from Nylanderia fulva, 5590 nucleotides. RefSeq lists its product as uncharacterized. Gene Ontology annotation, biological process: mitotic spindle assembly checkpoint signaling; protein phosphorylation; meiotic sister chromatid cohesion, centromeric. The record is from RefSeq and is a predicted model, not a curated record. Gene Ontology annotation, cellular component: nucleus. Gene Ontology annotation, molecular function: protein kinase activity; ATP binding. Lineage: Eukaryota; Metazoa; Arthropoda; Insecta; Hymenoptera; Formicidae.